GCAACUAAAGAAUCGUUAUUAUUUAAAAGAAAUAAGUCCCUAACUUACUGUUUGAAAAUCAGGCCAUAUGUGCCUGUCACAUUUUAUCCGCUGGGGAGUUUUUAGAUUUACUUCUGAAAUAUAAAACAGAAAAAAUGCGGAAGAAAGCCACAGCCACAGCCCUGCCCAGGGGCGCCAAGGGAACCAAGGGAGCCAAGGGAGCCAAGGGAGCCAAAGGAGCCAAGGGAAACGCUCCUAUCAACGUUAAAGCAACUGGAAAUGCACCACUAAAGGUGAUAAAACAAACAGGGAAACCUACCAAUACUCCGACUGGGAAAGGUCUUGGUAAAGGAGGAGCCAGGCGUCUGGGCCAACAACUGAAACGAGCCAUCAUCCUCCAGGAGACUAAAGUCCGCGGAAAAGAUGCUCUGCCCAAGACUCCUGUUCGCCUUUUGAAGCAUCUGAUUCAAACUGAUGCCGAGAAUCCACCCGAGACGAGCACCGCAAAGCCGACGUCCUUGCCUCAUGUCCCCCUCGUCAUCCUCAAUGUGGUUUCCCUGUGCAAAAGCCGAGGUGGCAUCACCAUGGCAGAGCUGAAGCAGACGCUGGCUGAUGGAGGCGUCAAUAUCAACAAGAAGGGCAGGCCGGUGAACGUAGUGACUCAACGGCUGGUUAAAAAUGAGACACGUGUACCAACUACAAGGAACGUAUCAUUCAAACUCAACAAAGAGAAACAGACAGACACAAAGGAAGUAAAGACACACAGUGUGAAAUCCCCAAAACCAAAAGGAGAUCUGAAGCAGAGCAAAGCACCCAGCAAAUCACCCAAAGGAGCAGAAAAGCCACAGAAACAAUACAGAAAGACUCCCAAACCAAAGGGCAAGCCUCGCAGAGCAGCAGCCAAAUCAUACAAACUAACAGGCAAGAGUCGUAAAACAGCAGCCAAAUCGCGCAAAUCGCGCAAAUCAAGACGAGGGACACCCAAGGCAACAAGAAAAUCACCAAAGCCAGCAGGGAAGAAACGCAGGACUGCAACGAACCGAGCGGCACAGGUUCAAAAAACACCAAGGGCGCAGAAACGUCGACGAAAGUAAAACUAACAUCCAUAUAAAUCUUCUGGGAAAAGACAGCCACCAAGACAGAAGCCAAGGUUAAAAACACGGCAAUGUCACAUUGCUUUCUUACUACUAGCAUUUAUGAUGAGCAGUAAUAAACUAAAACCUUUCUAGCAA
Messenger RNA from Sebastes umbrosus (honeycomb rockfish), 1211 nucleotides. RefSeq names its product histone H1.3-like. Lineage: Eukaryota; Metazoa; Chordata; Actinopteri; Perciformes; Sebastidae. The record is from RefSeq and is a predicted model, not a curated record. The transcript has 3 exons. Bases 135 to 1073 code for a protein of 312 amino acids.